Myripristis murdjan (pinecone soldierfish) is the source of this 666-nucleotide messenger RNA. It is a transcript of the gene mif, whose product is annotated as macrophage migration inhibitory factor. Gene Ontology annotation, molecular function: phenylpyruvate tautomerase activity; cytokine activity. NCBI's taxonomy places the organism in Eukaryota, Metazoa, Chordata, Actinopteri, Holocentriformes, Holocentridae. Bases 109 to 456 code for a protein of 115 amino acids. The transcript has 3 exons. The record is from RefSeq and is a predicted model, not a curated record.
UCCAGAGGAAGAAAAAGUAGUCCCUGAUUUCCGCCUGUGAAGCAGAAAGCGGCAUCGCAGGCAUACGCUCAUCCGAUAUAGUGGGAGAGCACUGGAAAAGGAGCAGUCAUGCCGAUGUUCAUGGUGAACACUAACGUGGCCAAAGGCGACAUCCCGCCUGCGCUGCUGUCCGAGGCCACGGAGGAGCUGGCCAAGGCGAUGGGCAAACCUGCACAGUAUAUUGCUGUGCACAUCGUCCCUGACCAAAUGAUGAUGUUUGGGGGAAAGGGAGACCCCUGUGCCCUCUGCUCCCUCCACAGUAUUGGCAAGAUCAGCGGCGCCCAGAACAAAAAUUACUCCAAACUGUUGUGUGGACUGCUCAACAAACACCUGGGCGUCUCUCCUGACAGGAUCUAUAUUAACUUUGUCGACAUGGAUGCAGCCAACGUGGCCUGGAACAACAGCACCUUCGGCUGAGCUGGAGGUGAACACAAGCUUUCAACAUAAGAGCAUUCCAGUAUUGUCCUACAUGUGUGAGCUUAGUUAAAAUUGGCUAAAUGAAGAAUCGGAGACACCCAGCAGUCCACUGGGCGAACACAAGAGUAGUUUAAAAGCACUUAGCUGGACCCCUUUCAUUGACACUGGACCUUUCACCUUGACUUCCAAUAAAGUUAACCCUAGACAUCA